Molecule: messenger RNA, 2588 nt
Organism: Ceratosolen solmsi marchali
Lineage: Eukaryota; Metazoa; Arthropoda; Insecta; Hymenoptera; Agaonidae
Product: protein NRDE2 homolog
Exons: 1
Coding region: 234-2588 (784 amino acids)
Biological process (GO): regulatory ncRNA-mediated heterochromatin formation; negative regulation of RNA catabolic process
Cellular component (GO): catalytic step 2 spliceosome
Source: RefSeq, a predicted model, not a curated record
UAAAAGAUAUUUAUUUUGAAGAUAAAAAUGGGAACAAAAGAUUUCUGACAAUUGAUACUCUUGAAUUUUCUGUCAGACCAAAUUAUACAUUAGGUUUUAAUUUAAAAAAACAAAAUAAAUAUCGGCAUUUCAAACGAUACUAUACAAGGAAUUUAAACCUUCCUAAAAAAUCAACGAAUGAAGGUAGUACAAUUAAAUAUGAAAAUAGUACUGAUAUAGUUGGAGAAGGAUUUAUGGAUGAACUCAAAGAUGAGCAAAAAGUAUUAAUUCAAAAAUUUAAUAAAAGAAUUACUGAAUGUCCUAAAGAUAUUAAUGCAUGGCUUGAAUAUGUACAAUUUCAAGAUCAGGUUAUAGAAUCGUGUUCAUUUUAUAAGCAAAAGAAUAUUAAAGAAAUCAUAACUCAAAAGAAAUUAACCAUUAUUGAAAAAGCUUUAGCAAUUAAUUAUGAUUCUGUAGAACUUUUAAAUUUGAAAUUACAAUUGCUAUCAAUGUCAAUACCGGCUGAUCAAUUUUUAAAUAAAAUUGAGGAAAUGAUUAAGCAUGAUAAAAAAAAUAUUAUUUUAUGGGAAGCUUUGAUAAAAUUAACUCAAACUUCUUGUGUGCUGUGUAAAGUAUCAAAAGUAUUAGAUUCGUAUGUAAAAUACUUUUCAGUUUUAAAACAAAAGUGUAAAACAAGUCCUAAGUUUUAUGAUGAACAAAUUUUUAAUUUAUUAUAUCAAUGUCUAAUAUUUUUGCGUCAUGUUGGACUUUGGGAACAAAUGUGGGAAAUUUUAAAAAUUAAUCUACAUUUGAAUCUUGAAAUAGAUCGUGAAAAACUUAAAAAUAUAAAUACAAUCGAUGAAAAACUAAUUAUGGAUAUGGAAGAAUUAAUUUUAAAUUCUAAACUUCCAUUGAAUCAAUUAUGGUUACGUAUAGAGUUAUUACGUGAAAGGUGUUUUUGGACAAGUGUUGAUAUUAAUCAAGUUAAUGUUAAUCUUAUUGGAGAUGAAAAACGAUUAGUAUCGGCUGAUGAAAUAACUAAUUUUAUUUAUCCAACAAUUACAAUUGAAUCAAAUUUUCGUUUGGUAAUUUUCACUCUUCUUUGUCUUAAAGUUCCAUUACUUCCAAGUCGUCACUGUACUUUCAAAGAUUUUAAACUGGAAAAAGAUUGCUGGACAAUAGAUUCCUUAGAAUGUAUAUUACCCAUGAUAUAUUCAACAGUAUGGAUAGGUGCGGUAGAUAAAUAUUUAAGUAACAAAUUUAUGUUAACAUCAUUAUUUGAAGGGGAACUAACAUCUGGACCACAAUUUAUAAAAUACCAUCCUGCUCAAGAAUUAUAUUUAGAUUUUAUAAGAUUAAUAUUUAGUACCAUUUCUCAAAAAUUACCAAUAAUUCAAAGAACUAGUAUUCUUAUUUGGUGGUUAAGAUUCGAAAGAUUAUUAAUUUUUAUUACCAAAGAUGAGCCUUUGAAAGAAGAAAGCAAGAAUAAAAAAGCCAAGUCCAUUAUAAAAAAUUUUUUAAAAAAACCAGAGAACAGAAACAAUUUGCAUUUUUACAGGGAAUUUGCUUUAUUUGAGUAUGAACUUGGUUCUUUUGAUAAUUGCAUUUACAUGUUAAGAAAAAUUAUUCAAUCCCAAGAUAUUAAAUUUUUAGAUAAUGAAGAAAAAGCAGCGCUUCUUAGUCUGUAUAGAACGUCUUUUGAAAUUUUAUUAGAUUUAAGCACUUAUAAAAAUUCAAAUCUAGAAAUCUUUAACGAAAUGACUGAAAGUUUAAAAAAUUUUAUUUGUGUAUGUUUCAACUAUAAUCAGAAUAUGACAGUAGAAGAAAUAUUAUAUGAAGAAAUUAUUAAAUUUUUAACUAAUUCAGUUGCAGAUGAAUCUGAAGAUACAUUUUUGUUACCAAAUUUACAUUGUGAUUUAUUAAUUUGUUAUAGUUACAUAUUAUAUAGUAAAAAUAGAAUUGAUACAAAUUCUAUUUUUGAAUUAUUUAAUAGAUGUUUAACACAUUGUAAUAAAUGUUUUCGAUUGCAAGAAAGAUUUUAUGAGACUAAAGUGGCAUUUUUACAAUUUUUACAACAUACAGUUCAAAAAGUUGAAAAUGUAUUAAUUAACACUCUUAAUGAAGCUCUUGAAAAAUAUCCCAGUAAUUUAUUCCUUCUAUCAUUAAAUGCUUCUAUAGAAAGUAAACUACCAUAUUGGAAAUUGAAAACAAGUAAUAAAAGAUAUAAUAUAUGGUCAAUUUUAGCAAAUUGUUUGGCUGGAAGAGCUCGUAUUAUUCAUCUAAAUAAUAUUGGACUUGAACAAUCUUCUAAUGCAAUGAUUAAUAAAAUGCUUUCAUUUCAUAAAACAUUAUCAAUAACAGAAGAAGUACAAAAUUGCCCUUUGGUCUGGAGAUUUUAUAUGUUAUUACUUCGAGAGCAUGAUUUAUCAAAAAACAAAGGAGAAGAGAUUUAUUUUCAGGCUGUUACUCAGUGUCCAUGGUCGAGAAGUGUAUAUAUAAGUGCAGCUGAAAUUGCACCUCAAAUUUUAUCACAAAUUCAAGAUUUAAUUCAGGAAAAAGAAUUAAGAAUACAUGUUACACCAGAUGAGUUAGAUAUAUUAAGAGGAUAA